Molecule: messenger RNA, 1272 nt
Organism: Lotus japonicus
Lineage: Eukaryota; Viridiplantae; Streptophyta; Magnoliopsida; Fabales; Fabaceae
Product: nitrile-specifier protein 5
Exons: 2
Coding region: 147-1124 (325 amino acids)
Biological process (GO): nitrile biosynthetic process
Cellular component (GO): cytosol; nucleus
Molecular function (GO): protein binding; enzyme regulator activity
Source: RefSeq, a predicted model, not a curated record
UAGGAUGUUACUGUUGAAUAAGCAUUAAAGUAACCAGUCACAUCUAUAUAUAAGGCGUUAACAUCUGAGGUAUCCCAUAAACACAGCGAUUGUACUGUUUGGUUGAUCAUUUGGUGUUACUCUUUGGGGGUAUUCAAGUUCCAGCAAUGGCAGCGGUUCAUGGCAGUUGGGUUAAGCUUGAUCAAAAGGGAACUGGGCAAGGAGCAAGAAGUUCCCAUGCCAUUGCCAUAGUAGGACAUAAAGUGUAUGCAUUUGGUGGUGAAUUCGCGCCACGUGUCCCCAUCGAUAACAAGCUACACGUGUUCGACCUAGAGACUUUGACCUGGUCAGUUGCCGAUGCAUCAGGGAACAUCCCACCGCCACGUGUUGGUGUCACAAUGGCUGCAGUUGGAGACACCAUCUAUGUAUUUGGUGGAAGGGAUGCUGAGCACAAUGAACUUAACGAGCUCUACUCUUUUGACAUUAAGUCCAACAAUUGGGCCUUGAUUUCAAGUGGUGAUGUUGGGCCUCCUCACCGGAGCUACCACUCCACUGCCGCUGAUGACCAACACGUGUAUGUCUUCGGCGGCUGUGGGGUGGCCGGUAGGCUCAAUGAUUUGUGGGCCUUUGAUGUUGUUGACAACAAGUGGGUGGAGUUUCCUUCUCCUGGGGAGACUUGCAAGGGAAGAGGUGGGCCGGGCUUGGCGGUGGCCCAGGGGAAAAUAUGGGUUGUGUAUGGGUUUGCUGGACAGGAAAUGGAUGAUGUUCAUUACUUUGAUUUGGGCAGCAAAACCUGGGCCCAAGUUGAAACGACUGGGCAGAAGCCCACGGCCCGUAGUGUGUUUUCCAAUGUUAGUGAUGGGAAACAUGUGAUUGUUUAUGGUGGGGAAAUAGACCCUAGUGACCAAGGUCACAUGGGUGCUGGCCAAUUUUCUGGUGAGGUUUAUGUGUUGGACACUGAGACACUGGUGUGGGUUAGGUUAGAAGACAAGGUGGAAUCCGGUGGCCAUCCCGGACCUAGGGGGUGGUGUGCAUUUGCUGGUGCUCAGCGAGAUGGUCGAGAAGGGUUACUGGUUUAUGGUGGCAACUCUCCUAGUAACGAUAGGCUUGAUGACAUUUUUUUCCUUGCUCUUUCUCAAGGCUAGUUUGGUGUGAAUAAAUGUCAGUUAUUAUGUGAAUGUGUGUGCAUGAUGGUAAGAGAACAAUAUGGCAUGUAAACAUUGGAAUCUUGGGUAAUUAACGUUUUCAGUUUGUGAAUGUGCUGGAAUAAAUCAAGUUGUGAUAAUUGCUAUA